AUGCAUGCCCUCUGCGGCAACGGUCGAGGUAGCUCCAAAGGCAAAACAAACAAAGGCUCUCAGAUGCAGAAUGCUCUCAACUUAGAUAGGGAAGUGCAGUAUAUGGAGGAGGUACGCAAUGCCUUACCAGAAGCCGCCAAGAUUAGAAUGAUGCCCCAGCUUGUGCAAAGCGAAUGGAGCGCCCCUAUCCGUUCAUACACAGACAUGUCCGAUGAGGGAGGCGUUUGCAUUGUGCAUAAGGACCAGGUGCCAACGGUUUUGCGGGCCGUGGGAUACACCCUGGCUCCCACAGCCAUCCUAACCACACAGCAUGCGCAGGCCCUUGGUCUCAAACACUAUCCUUGUGCCAAAGUCACGUGCCUUUUGAGGGUUCGUGAUGAACAUGGUGAUUUCAUCGAAGUCACAGUGCAGAGGCAUUUGAUCCAGCUAAGCUUUGGCCCUCCUGUCACCAUGGCAGCGGAAGGGGAGCAGAUCCUGUUAGCUGUGCCUAUGCAUCGUGUGGUGAUCAAAAUGCCGGCUUGCUUUGGAUGGACGCCCGAGGCCCUCACAGGCGCCUCUAUUGCUGCGAUCCUUGCACGCCAUGUCCCGGCUCCAGCUUGUGAGGAUAUCCUUGUGCGACAGGACGCCAGCCUUGACCAGGCUUUGGACCUGGCCAGCAAGAACGACCAUUGCUAUGGGAUCGCAGCAAAGAACGCUGCUCACAAGCCAAGAUUUGCACUCAGGUUCCUCGAUGUCCAUGAGUUUCGCUCCGCUGCAAAAAAGCUUGGGCUGCCAGACUCGUCAGAGUUGGGGAGGUGGAGGCUCAGUGGACUGCCAGUUCAGUGUGGGAUGGCUGGCGCACUCACGCUGCUUGAAUCCAAGCAGUGGCAAGUCGUGGAGAUUUUAUACUUCUCCGAGGUGCAAUGCGUCUUCCUAUCCAAAACCCCGGGAAGCACCGGCCCUAUGUUUUACCAGCAGGCUCAGGGGCACCGUAAGCAACUUGUCUUCAAAGCUCUCAACGCGUUGGCGCGACAGCAACUUGCCGAUGCGAACAAAAAUGCCAGAGCUUCAGCAGCCGCUCCGCCUCAGGAUGUCGCACUUGCAGCGCGCCCCUCCAGGGCAGUUGAACGUGACAGGUGGCUCCGUCAGGUGGUGCCGCCGUUGGCAACUCGUGCUGCUGGAAAGGCAGAGGAGGUCACCCCCAGGCAUGAGGAGAAAGAAAAGCGUCCUUCGCACCAGCACACGGGAGAAAUGCCCGAUGCUCAGAGGAUGCGCACUAACUAA
This is a messenger RNA of Symbiodinium natans, 1263 nucleotides long. The record is from the annotation of a GenBank genome assembly. Lineage: Eukaryota; Dinophyceae; Suessiales; Symbiodiniaceae.